CUUUCUACCACGUUGUCGAUAUAGAUCAGGGCGUUGUCUGAUAGUACAUCCAUCAUGGCCAUGCAGGUCGAGGUCAACCCUAACGAAGACACCGAAUGGAAUGACAUUCUCCGCUCAAAGGGCAUUAUCCCCGAAAAGCCACAGGACCCAGAACCUCUUAUCCAAGAAGCUCUUGUCGAGGCAGAGCGGAAAGCAUAUGAGAACAGAUUAGAAGAUAAGGAUCUAGACGAGCUCGAUGAGCUGGAAGAUGAAGAAGACGACGAGUUCCUAGAACAAUACCGGCGAAAACGAUUCGAAGAGCUCUCAACUAUCCAACAAACCAGUCUUUAUAACCAAGUAUACCCGCUGCAAAAGGUAGACUACGCCCGCGAAGUCACAGAAGCAUCCAACAAAGCCUUUGUACUGGUCCACCUCACUUCAGCAAGCGGCAACGGCGAGUCGCGAAUUUUGUCAGAGCUCUGGCGUCAAUUGGCCACCAAGUUCGGAGAUGUCAAGUUCUGUGAAAUUAGAGGCGACAUGUGUAUUGAGGGGUAUCCUGAGAGAAACACGCCUACAAUCUUGGUUUAUAAGGAUGGAGAGAUUAGACGGCAGCUUAUCACAUUGAGAGAACUCAAUGGUUCCAGGACCAAGCUUGAAGACCUCGAGAGAAUGCUUUUGGACCUGGGCGCCGUUAAAGAAAGCGAUGUCCGUCUUAAAAAGCGUUCCGAUUCAUUCGAUGAUGACCGUCGUCGAGAGGAAGAGAACCGCGCAAUUGACAACAAUGACGAUGAUGACUGGGAUUAAAAAGGAAUGAUGCUUAAUGCAAUCUUAUAAGAGUAUCAUGACUACAAUUGUACAUGAAAUGCCGAAUCUACUACAUACAUAGAAAACCACGUUUUCGGGGAAUUUAUCGCCCCGCUGGACAUAGACAUACUGCGAUGCUGUCUGGAUAAGCUUAAAGAUCUUAGGAAACUUAGCUCCCGAAGAAUUCAAACAUGCAAUUCUA
This is a messenger RNA of Aspergillus wentii DTO 134E9, 985 nucleotides long. RefSeq lists its product as uncharacterized. Gene Ontology annotation, cellular component: cytoplasm. The record is from RefSeq and is a predicted model, not a curated record. Bases 55 to 783 code for a protein of 242 amino acids. Gene Ontology annotation, biological process: protein folding. The transcript is spliced from 4 exons. NCBI's taxonomy places the organism in Eukaryota, Fungi, Ascomycota, Eurotiomycetes, Eurotiales, Aspergillaceae.